UUCUGCGAGGGGAGGAAACCGACGGAUAUUUUUCGCCUGAGCGACAAAAGCCGUCAACACUGGAAUCAGUGUGCACGAUGCAUCCUCUAAAGGCAAACCUCGACAAACUGUCAGGGGAGUAAAGCCUUGAAGAACAGCACAUCGAAUAUGCAACUCUUUUGCAUUCACUUCUACGCAUGAAGUUAAUCAGAAGACUCGUAGAAGAACAAAUGCUGGACUGACUGCUGAGGAAUGGCAUCGGCGAUAUUCGAGGGGACGUCUCUGGUCAACAUGUUUGUCAAGGAUUGCUGGGUGAACGGGAUCCGGAGACUGAUCAUAAGUCAGCGAGGAGAGGAAGAAGAAUUCUACGAGAUCAGAACCGAGUGGUCAGACAGAAACGUUUUGUAUUUGCACAGGAGUUAUUCAGAUUUUGGGAGAUUGUUCAAAAGACUGGUUGAAUCAUUCCCUGAGGACAGAAGAGCUCUCUCCAAGUCCCCGCUUAUAGAAGGUCUGGUUAAGAUUAAAGAGGCCAAUGACAUUGAGCUGAAACUAAAUGAGGUGGAGAAGCUACUGAAGAAUGCCAUCAACAUGCCAUGGAAGUAUUCUAGGUCAGAGGUGGUGUUGACAUUCUUUGAGCGAUCACCGCUGGACCAAGUGCUGAAGAAUGACAACGUCCACAAGAUCCAGCCAUGCUUCCAGAGUCCAUACAAGAUAUCAGAGAUCAUGCGUUCCAAUGGCUUCUGUCUGGCCAACACUGAGACAAUCGUGUUUGAUGAGAGUCUGCCACAAGACGAAGAGAGACCCUCAUCCACUGACUCUGCUGCUGGCUCUGCAGAACACCUGUACGAGGAUGGCAGGGAGUUCCUGACGGUGGAACCAGACAUCAGUGAUGAUGACUCAGAUGCCUACGUCACAAACCUGUCUUACUACCAUCUGGUCCCCUUUGAGACGGACAUCCUGGAAUGAGGAGCCAAAAUGGCUGACGGUUAACAUCACUGCCUGCUCAGAUGCUGUCAGAAACCAACCCACAUCACGUGACCUAGCUGUGGACAGCUCUGUCCAGCAUGUUGGCCACAAAUGUUUCAGUAGCUGUACAACUGCACCGAUUAACUUUGCUACUGCUGCUUAUAGGCCAACGUUUGUCAUGGCAGCUUUCUCUGUCGAAUCGGAGAGCAGAUCCUGGGGUUCAGUGGCUGUAUGGACAGACAGACUGUAGUAUUACUCACAGAAAGAUUGUAUAGAGAGAGAUUUAAUAUCACUGGCUUACAAAGUCCAAUGUCUGUGAUAUCACCAGUGUGCCUCAUCCUCUAUCCUCAAGUUGAUGUCUCAAGAUGGGGUUAUAAGGAGAUUGCCCAUUUCUUGCUCAUCAAACUGCUUCCUGUGUCUCUCCUCUACAAUGGUGCGUUAUGGUUUUCUGUGGGAUUGAACUUGGUGUACUCCAUAGAACUGUGUUCAGUAUCAGCCUUAAACGGCAGUGUUGUCAUUACAACCAGUAUUAUGAAAGAUUGUUGUUUUAUGUGGAGUGAUAGCUUGAUUUUUCUAAUUGGGAUUGAAUGGGAAAUUAACUUUCUUUUGGUUCAAUGUGACUUUUCCUCACCAAACCUAUUGUUAGGACGACAGGUUAGGGGUGUUAUUGUAUUCAAAACAUCAAAUCGGAACACUACAUCACUGUAUGAAUGACAGUACCAGAUUGGUUUGAGUAGCAAAAAUGUAACAGUUGAGUAAUCAUCUAGGGGAUUUGUUAUCAUGUGCAUUGUGUACGCAAGCAGUGUUUUGCUGGUUCAAGCAAGGCCAUGUCAGACCCUGUAUUAUGCUGUAUAGGCUACUGUAGUUCCACAACUCAGUCCAACAGCUGACUAUAGUCUCUGUGUGGGAGUUGGCAGCGUAGCCAGCCACUGGAGGAACAAAUCUUCUCUGUUUCUAAAGAAAACAAAUGACAAUGUUGUGUGGAAAACCACUAUAAGGGAAUUUAGGCCAACACUGGAUUUUCCUCUUCCUGUUGUUCGACAAAUAAACACCAGUUUAACCACAGCCACAACGUGAUUUUUCCCAAUAUCACUAAAUAAGACAUCAUUUGACACCAAACAUGUGGGAAUGGCACAUUUGAAAAUAUGGCAUGCCCCAACAUUGUUUCUGUCCACAUUUCAAGUCAAAUUAAAGAUUAAAAAAACAAAAUAAUUGA
Salmo salar (Atlantic salmon) is the source of this 2161-nucleotide messenger RNA. It is a transcript of the gene pxdc1b, whose product is annotated as PX domain containing 1b. The record is from RefSeq and is a predicted model, not a curated record. NCBI's taxonomy places the organism in Eukaryota, Metazoa, Chordata, Actinopteri, Salmoniformes, Salmonidae. Gene Ontology annotation, molecular function: phosphatidylinositol binding.